Molecule: messenger RNA, 1452 nt
Organism: Neospora caninum
Lineage: Eukaryota; Apicomplexa; Conoidasida; Eucoccidiorida; Sarcocystidae
Exons: 1
Coding region: 1-1452 (483 amino acids)
Source: RefSeq, a predicted model, not a curated record
AUGCAUCAACGAGCAGUUGUGUGUACAAUGUGUGGGGGGAAAUUCUUCCCCGCGAGUCUCGGUUUCCAUCAGAAGGCUUGCGAGAAGAAGCAGAGUCGUGUGUUGCUUCCUUGUCCCUACUGCGACAAAGAAGUCCCCAAACCGGACCUGGACUGGCACAUGAAGGAAGCCUGCAAAAAGGCCCCAAACCAUGCAAACAGUGCCGCUGGAAGUGUCGCGGAAGAUCGGCACACUGGCGUUGGAGCGGAUAGUUUAAAAGGCCUUCGCGAGCUCGUAGAUGAUCAAGGAAGGAUGGAGUGCGCAGUCUGUCACCGCUGGUUCCUUCAAGACCGUAUUGGGAAGCACCAGAGCAUUUGUCGAGCGAUAGACGAAAAGCGCAAGGGACAGCCUCAUCAAGUCUUUGAUUCCUUUAAGCAGAGACAGUUCGAUCCUCUGAUACGCCCGGCUAUACAGGACGACGGCACUGCACGCCAUGCAGGCCCCAGUAGCAAGGCGUCUGCAUGCACCUCUGCUGCCAGGUCUUACUAUCCGAAUCUCCGUGGGGAAGCGGAAGUGUCGAAAUCAAACGACCGUUCCGGUAGGCCCCCUCCGGCAACGCCUUCCGGGCAGAGGGCCUCGCUUUUUCCCACCAGCCGUCAAACAAAAAACACGUCUCGCUCUGAGGACUCUUGUCCUCUUUCUGGGAAGUCGUUGAAGCUCCCCGACUGCCAGGCUUCGCGCAAAGCUGCAGGGAGUUUGGAUACGGGUGCCGCCCCUUCCAGGCGUGUCGCAGGCGCGGGGAGCUCUGUCGUUCCCGUCACGGGUUUGCCGAGCGAGGCCUCGAGAGAAGUUUCUCUCCAUUCGCAUGAAGCUGUUCCAGGAACACCAACCGCAGCAAGGGAGAGUCGAUCACAAGACACAGAAUCUCCAAUGCGAAGCCCCCAUCGAGCUAGCCAGGCAUCUCGAUCAGACCGACGGGGACCGCGCGUCAGCGAGUCGAGAUUCAAUGUGGCCCCAACCACCGGAAACACUCCUCAUGUGAGGGAAGGAACUGGAGGGGUUUCUCCAGUGAGCAAACGUGGAAGUCUCCGCUCUCCAGAUGGCCAAGUGUCUCCGAAGGCGGGAGGGGUGCGCACGUACAGGGAAAGGCCGUCUGCUGCGGGUUGGUCUUCCUGCCGAGGCACGUCAGCUCUUACGGCACCGUGUGGCGCAGGGGGGAUUGUACAGACAAAUGAGAGUUCGAUUGACAACCCGCUGGCUUAUCCCAACUAUCCUGGUGGGCAUUAUCAUCCGGAACGGAGCCCGCAAAGUCUGCCGAACGCUUCGCGGGGAGUAGUAGCUCGAUCGCCGACAGCAAUGCACCAGCGCCAGGCCUUGAGAGGCAGCCAUCAUGCUGGGGGAGGAGGAGCGAUCCUUCCGACAAACGAGACAUCUGCAGAGAAUCCACUUGCCCGGGGGAACUAUUACGGAUGA